This is a messenger RNA of Nannospalax galili (Upper Galilee mountains blind mole rat), 3166 nucleotides long. It is a transcript of the gene Ddx20, whose product is annotated as DEAD-box helicase 20. Bases 189 to 2654 code for a protein of 821 amino acids. The record is from RefSeq and is a predicted model, not a curated record. The transcript has 12 exons. Gene Ontology annotation, molecular function: ATP binding; RNA helicase activity; RNA binding. Gene Ontology annotation, biological process: spliceosomal snRNP assembly. Gene Ontology annotation, cellular component: SMN complex. NCBI's taxonomy places the organism in Eukaryota, Metazoa, Chordata, Mammalia, Rodentia, Spalacidae.
GGGGCGAUGACGCGCGGGCCACGUCACAAAGCGCGUCCUGUGAGCGCAGCGCCGAAGGUUCCGUCACAGGCCCGGAAGGCGGGCAGCGUCCACCGCGAAUACGCGGCGCCCUCUGCAGGCCGCACGCAACGACGCACUGGAGCCCCGCCUCAACCCUAAGUAUCGCGAGAUCUGGAGACGCGGCUACCAUGGCUGCGACGUUUGAAGCCCCGGCGGCCUUGACAACGGUGGAGACCGCGAUGCCCGUGGAGUGUGUGGCUGCGCCUGCCCCGACUGCGGAGCCAGCUCCCGGGGCCUUGAGGAGCCUGCGGACCGCUCACGACAUCAGCGGGCCGCGGACGCGCACGUGGGACGUGGUGCUGGCGGAGCCCGCGGACUUCGAGUCUCUGCUGCUGUCGCGGCCGGUGCUGGAGGGGCUGCGGGCUGCCGGCUUCGAGAGGCCUUCACCGGUGCAGCUCAAGGCCAUCCCGCUGGGGCGCUGCGGGCUGGAUUUAAUAGUUCAAGCUAAGUCUGGCACUGGGAAAACAUGUGUUUUUUCCACCAUUGCUCUGGACUCGCUUAUUCUUGAAAACUAUAGUACACAGAUUUUGAUUUUGGCUCCCACAAGAGAAAUUGCUGUACAGAUACAUUCUGUUAUCACAGCCAUUGGAAUAAAAAUGGAAGGCCUGGAAUGUCAUGUCUUUAUUGGAGGAACUCCAUUAUCACAAGACAAAAGCAGACUUAAAAAGUGUCAUAUUGCUGUUGGAUCUCCUGGCAGAAUUAAACAACUCAUAGAACUUGACUACUUGAAUCCAGGCAGUGUACGUCUCUUUAUUCUUGAUGAAGCAGAUAAGCUUUUAGAAGAAGGCAGCUUCCAGGAUCAAAUAAAUUGGAUUUAUUCUUCUUUACCUGCCAGUAAACAGAUGUUGGCAGUAUCAGCUACUUACCCUGAAUUUUUGGCUAAUGCUUUGACAAGGUAUAUGAGAGAUCCCACUUUUGUAAGACUGAAUUCUAGUGAUCCAAGUCUAAUAGGUUUGAGGCAGUAUUACAAAGUUGUCAGUUCAUACCCUUUGGCCCAUAAGAUUUUUGAGGAAAAGGCUCAACACUUAGAAGAACUUUUCAGCAGAAUCCCAUUUAAUCAAGCCUUAGUGUUUUCUAAUCUGCACAGCAGAGCUCAGCAUUUGGCUGAUAUCCUUUCUUCUAAAGGUUUUCCUACUGAAUGUAUUUCAGGCAACAUGAAUCAGAAUCAGCGCCUUGAUGCUAUGGCUAAACUGAAGCAGUUUCAUUGCAGAGUCCUCAUUUCUACAGAUUUGACUUCCCGUGGAAUCGAUGCCGAGAAGGUGAAUCUGGUUGUAAAUCUGGAUGUACCAUUGGACUGGGAGACAUAUAUGCAUCGGAUUGGCAGAGCUGGCCGUUUUGGUACUUUGGGACUGACAGUGACCUACUGUUGCAGGGGAGAAGAAGAAAAUGCGAUGAUGAACAUUGCACAAAAAUGUAAUAUUAACCUUCUCCCUUUACCAGAUCCUAUUCCCCCUGGUCUCAUGGAAGAAUGCUUGGAUUGUGAUGUGGAGGUUAAAGCUGCUAUGCAUACAUACAGCUUACCAAGUCUGCCUACCCAGUCCUCUAAAAAGCAAAUUAAAAAACUAGAGCGAGCCUUCCAAACUCAGAAAGCUCAUGAUAACCAAAUGACUUCUAGAAAUACUGUGUCUGCAUUAUCAGCCAAAUCAAAAAAUAAUAUUAAACAAAAACUUCCCAUGAAAAGCCACUCAGAGUGUGGGAUCACAGAACAAGCAGUUUCACCCAAAGAAUUGGGCUGUACCAUACAAUCGGAAGACCAAGUGAAGAAUUCUGUUCAGACCCCUGUUGAGGACUCCACCGUCAACCAGCACCAGGCCAAAGAAGUGCUGCCUGCUUCACUCCCUAAAAUUCCAUGUCUGUCUUCGUUUAAAAUCCAUCAGCCAUGCACUUUGACUUUUGCAGAGCUGGUGGAGGAUUAUGAACACUAUAUUAAAGAGGGGUUAGAGAAACCUGUGGAAAUUAUCAGGCACUACACAGGUCCUGGGGAUCAGACUGUGAAUCCUCAGAAUGGUUUUGUGAGAAAUAAGGUUUCUGAAGAUAGAGCACAGAUACUGGCUAGUAGUAGCCAGUCUGGAGACUCAGAAAAUGAUAGUGAUUCUUGCAGCUCAAGGACUUCUUCCCAGAGCAAAGGCAAUAAGUGUUUCUUGGAAGGCUCUUCUGAUACUCAGUUCAAAGACUCUGAAUGUAUGCCUGUGGAUGGCCACAUCUCUUUGGAACGGCCUCUGAAUGGGAAUGACAUCCCUACUCCAAGGGAAUAUGAAGAAUCUCCUAAAAUCCAGGUAAAGGCAAGGCCUAAAGAGGGAUCUAACCAAAGAUCUAAGCAGAGCCGGAGAAACCCAAGACGCUCCUCAUACAGAGUACAGACAGAACCUCAGGAAGAGGGCUGGUAUAACUGCCACAAGGAAACAAAUCCGAGUUUUUCUGAUACCUACCAGGAUUAUGAGGAGUACUGGAGAGCUUAUUACCAGGCAUGGCAGGAAUAUUAUGCUGCAGCGUCUCAGUCAUACUAUUGGAAUGUGCAGAGACAUCCGAGCUGGAUGACUGCUUAUCAUAUGAAUACAGUUUAUCUACAAGAAAUGAUGCGUGGUAACCAGUGAUUUUAGGAUGGACCUGAGAUGAUCAGAACUUGGUGUUCUUCAUUUAGGGUGGAGUGGUGUAUAAUAGCAUUUUUUGAGGAACUUGAGACCUGAAACUCUACUGGGAUGCAACUGUUUUUCAUAUUAUUUUGACUUGGUUCAGGCAUAGUACCCCCUUUUAUUCCCCAAUUUUAUCAGAUUUGCAAAAGGGAAUUUUGGGGAUGUAGAUCUAAAGACCCUAAGGUGCCACUUUCUGUAAGCUGUUCCCAAAAGAAACCUUUAAAAGAUGACAUGUAUACCACUCUUUAAAAAAUAAAUAAGAUUUGAAAGUAAUGGUAGUUUUAUCUGGAGUCCUUUAUGAAAGGAUUGUGUUCCAUAUUUCUGUAUUCUUGUGGAAAUUUGUAUCAUGAUAGAUACCUUUUAAGGUUAGGCAGGAAGGGAUAUUUAAAGUUAUCUUCAGAUUUUUCCAAUGGUACUUGAUGUGAUAUUUGCUUCCAGUAAAAAUUUUGUUACCAAUAAAAACAUUUAGCUGA